Messenger RNA from Saccostrea cuccullata (small rock oyster), 984 nucleotides. RefSeq lists its product as uncharacterized. NCBI's taxonomy places the organism in Eukaryota, Metazoa, Mollusca, Bivalvia, Ostreida, Ostreidae. The record is from RefSeq and is a predicted model, not a curated record. The transcript is spliced from 7 exons. Bases 1 to 984 code for a protein of 327 amino acids.
AUGGCAGUUCCGUGGUUUAUUCAGAAAGAAACCUCAGUGCAAUACAAUUACAAGGAUUGUAAAAGUCUACACGUAAAAAGUCUGCUACAGUGUGCCAGUCUCUCUACGGGAAGUAAAUGUGUGACCUUCUUUUAUAUUUCUUCUACAAAUUUUUGUCAUUGGGAUUGUACCAUAAUCUACUGCGCACAUUGCUCUGAAAACCUUACCAGGAAAGGGCAGCACUAUGAAAUACAAUCAGUAAGAAAUGCCGCUUUACGUAAAACGGUGACAUCGUCGUCCACAUUUCCGUAUGACAGUGAUUUGUAUGCAGCAGUCUGGGCCGUGGAUGGAAAGGUAGCCAACGAAUGGAAUGCACGUCAGUGUUUUAUCUCAAACAACGAUGAUCAUCCCUGGAUUCAAAUUGAUUUAGGAGGAGAUUAUUUCAUUUCCUUUGUAAGGUUGUACAAUCGACAGGAUGGAUUAGGAGAGCGCCUUCACGACCUAACACUGUGGGUGUUCCGAGGUUACUACAAUUUUACAGCUUGUGGAUUUUUUAAGGGACCCGGACUAACAAAGCAAGUGGUGGAGAUAUUAUGCGAAGAUAGCGUUCCUAGGAACAUGGUUAGACUGCAGAUAACGUAUGGAUCUAUUAACAACCUUGCAUUAUGCUGGGUAUGGGAAAAGGCAGGAGUGUCUAGACAGAGCUUUGAAUCUGACAUUGAAAAUAAAACAACUCCAGAAAUGAGAAGACGGUUUACAGAGUUUGUAAAAGGAAAGCUUACUAGAGACCUAAAGAAGAUCAAGGGGCAAAUAUUAGAACUAGUGAAGAAAAAGGAGGCCGAAUGUCAGAGAAGAAACAAUACGUUUGACGUUGUAGAGGACUUUCCAUUGCCGGAAAAUCAAAUCACACUUUUGAAAACUGAAGUCCCUACCCUUAAAUAUCUACUGCGUAAAUUCGAGAUCAUAAAGGAAACAUUGAUAAAACGAGGUGUGGGCCAAAAGUAA